AUGUCCUAUUCUUCUCCUAUGACUCCGCCAACCUCAGACGACGAGAGCGGCCUCACUCGCCGCCGUCCCAACCCCGUCGACCAGCUCGACCCCGCCUACUCUCCCCCUCACACCCCAGAGGCCGUCCCUUCAAAAUCCAGAUCAGAGACUCAGAAUGGCGUCCACCCUAUCAAGCCUACUAUGCAGGCUUCUGACCGCCACAUUCCCGACAACUAUGUCACCCACACCAUUUCUACCCAGAAAUACCUCCCACCCAUCACAUGGAAGAAUUUGAUCUACAAUAUCCAAUGGAUCUCUUUCCUCGCCCUUACCGUCACACCUUCCCUUGCCAUUUACGGUAUCUUCUCCACAGACUGGAACACCAAGACUGCUAUUUGGAGUGUCGUCUACUACUUUAUUACUGGUCUUGGUAUCACUGCUGGUUACCACCGUCUUUGGGCCCACCGAGCUUACAACGCUGGCCUUCCUCUGCAAUACCUCCUCGCGGUCGCCGGCGCCGGUGCUGUCGAAGGUUCCAUCAAGUGGUGGUCCCGAGGCCACCGAGCUCACCACAGAUACACCGACACCGAGCUCGACCCGUACUCUGCCCACAAGGGUUUCUUCUACUCUCACGUCGGAUGGAUGCUGGUCAAGCCCCGAGGCAAGAUUGGUGUCGCUGAUGUCAGUGACUUGUCGAGGAACAAGGUCGUCAGGUGGCAGCACAAGAAUUAUAUCCCCUUGAUCCUUUUCAUGGGUUUCAUCUUCCCUACUCUUGUUGCUGGUCUUGGAUGGGGUGACUGGAGGGGUGGUUUCUUCUUUGCCGGUGCCGCCAGGUUGUGCUUUGUCCACCACUCCACUUUCUGUGUCAACUCUCUCGCUCACUGGCUCGGUGAACAGCCCUUCGACAACAAGCACACUCCUCGAGACCACAUGAUUACCGCUUUCUGCACCAUCGGCGAGGGUUACCACAACUUCCACCACCAGUUCCCCAUGGACUUCCGUAACGCUAUCAAGUGGUUCCAGUAUGACCCUACCAAAUGGUUCAUCUGGACCGCCUCUCAGCUCGGUAUGGCUUCUCACUUGAAGCGUUUCCCCGACAACGAAGUCAAGAAGGGUCAGUACACCAUGAAGCUCCAGCUCCUCAAGGAGCAAGCCGACGAGCUCAAGUGGCCCAAGUCGAGCAACGACCUCCCCGUCAUUUCUUGGGACGACUUCAAGGCUGAAGCCAAGGAGCGUUCUCUCGUUGCCAUCCAUGGUUUCAUUCACGACUGCUCUUCCUUCAACGAAGACCACCCCGGUGGUGCCCACCUUAUCAAGCGAGCUAUCGGUACCGACGCUACCACCGCCUUCUUCGGCGGUGUGUAUGACCACUCGAACGCUGCCCACAACUUGCUCGCCAUGAUGCGAGUCGGUAUCCUCGACGGUGGUAUGGAGGUCGAGCACCUCAAGAAACGCCCCGCCUCCACUUCCUCCUCCGUCACCGCUUCCCCCGUGUCUUCCGCCGCCUCAGAUGACAUUCAGUCUCUGCCAGACGACGAAGACUUCCGCCUCGAUCAAACUCAGCUCAACUCUCAGGGUCCCAAGCCUAAAGCUCCCUUCGGCCAGCCUCAGGCGGUCGUGGCGGACAGGUGGACACUGUCGGUGCCUCCGAGUGAAAAGUUGAGGAUUGUGCAGACCGUGCCAGAGAUGAGGCCGGGCUUGUUUACGGGCAAGAGCGCUGGGAGGUUAGAAAGCGCGACCAAGGCGGACGUCGGAGGUGAGGUCGACGAGUUGAUUGGGGAGGCUGAGGCGUAG
This is a messenger RNA of Cryptococcus wingfieldii CBS 7118, 1773 nucleotides long. Its product is annotated as stearoyl-CoA desaturase (delta-9 desaturase). The record is from RefSeq and is a predicted model, not a curated record. Gene Ontology annotation, molecular function: iron ion binding; stearoyl-CoA 9-desaturase activity. NCBI's taxonomy places the organism in Eukaryota, Fungi, Basidiomycota, Tremellomycetes, Tremellales, Cryptococcaceae. Gene Ontology annotation, biological process: unsaturated fatty acid biosynthetic process. Gene Ontology annotation, cellular component: endoplasmic reticulum membrane. The transcript is spliced from 4 exons. The coding region runs from base 1 to 1773 and encodes 590 amino acids.